CAAACAGCAUGAGGCUCUCAACACUCGCGCUCGGCGCGCUCGCCACGCUGCCUCUAGCCCUCGCCGGGGAGAAGGUAGUCGACACCAAGCACCGCCCGACAUGGUGCUUCAGCGCGUGCGACGACACCCUCUCCCCCAUUCACUUCACGGACAAGAACGACUCGCUAGGCUACUACCAGUCCAAGCUCGCAUCUCCGCUGUACAUCGCGUCCGUCGUCGGCUGCAUGGAGACGUACUGCAAGGACCAUGCGCUCGUGGGCUGGGACUACGUGCUCAACUAUGCCAAGGAGCAGGGCGUCGAGGCGCCAGCCUACACCUCGCUGCUCAAGCUCCUCCCGCCCCUGUCGAGCAUGGAGGUCAUCGACACCGAAGUCGUCAUGCACAACACGUCGAACAUGUACGCGGCUCCCGUGCUGCCCAACCAGGUCAACUUUGACCAUGGGAGGGACACCGAGUGGACAUGGGAUGACGAAAUGAUCAUGCACCAUGCUUUCGGCUGGGCCCUGUGGCUCCUCCUAGGCCUGAUGGUCAUUGUCGGAGUCGCGAACCGUCUCCUCACAGCGUACGUGGCACACAAGCACCGCAACAGCGUCGACGCGGAGUCCGCCGGCGCGUCAAGCUCCAAGGCCACAGGCCUGACCCGCGCGUACACUUGGUACCGCGGCAACGUGUCCACGCCCGCGCUGCUCGGGUACCGCCACCUCCAGCCGUGGGGGUGGGUGUCCAUCCCUACCCGCCUCCAGGCGAUCGCGAUUGCAUUCUACGUCAUCCUCAACCUCAUCUUCACGCUCGUCGGGUACCAUGUCUUCCCGGAGAACAUGUACUACUCCGAGUACCCGACCAGCUUCCAGCUGUGGCGCUACGUCGCCGACCGCACGGGCAUCAUGGCGUUCUACAACCUGCCUCUGCUGUGGAUGCUGGCCGGCCGCAACGACUUCCUGAUCUGGCUCACGGGCUGGACUUACCAAUCCUGCAACAUCUUCCACCGGUGGGCCGCCCGCGUCGCCGUCGUCCAGUCCAUCAUCCACUCGGCAGCGUACACCUGGCUCGAGCGCGACGACCCGUACUCGGAGCUCUGGGCGCAGGAGUACUGGCGCACCGGCGUCAUCGCGACGGUCGCCAUGUGCGUCCUCCUCCCGCUGUCGCUCAAGCCGAUCCGGGACAAGGUGUACGAGGUCUUCCUCAUCCUGCACAUCUGCCUCGCAGUUGUCGUGCUCGUCAUGCUGUGGUACCACGUCAAGAUCUUUGACGGGUCGUACAACCCCUGGCUGUACGCGUGUAUCGGCGUGUGGGCGUUCGACCGCCUCCUCCGUGUCGGCCGCAUCGCCGUGCUCUCCUUCCGCACCCUCGGCCAGCAGAACACUGUUGCAACGAUGACGGGUGGGCCCGAGGGCCUCGUCCGCAUGAGCGUCAACUCGUCGGUGCGGCUGCACCCCAAGCCUGGCAGCUACUACUUCCUCUACUCGCCGCGCUCGAUCAAGCCGUGGGAGAACCACCCGUUCACCCUCGGCUCGUGGGAGCAGACCGAGGCCGGCACGACGCUGCACUUCCUCUUCGCGCCCCAGGCCGGCUGGACGCGCAGCAUCCAGAAACGUAUCGCCAAGGUCAGCGACGGCGUGGCCCCCUCCACCUCCAUGCGCGUGCUUCUUGAAGGACCCUACGGGCACGACCACCCGGUCACGUCUUACGAGAACAUUCUCCUCAUCGCCGGCGGCUCGGGCAUCACCGCGAUCCUGCCGUACGUGUUUGCGCUGCAGAACGAGUCUGGCCCACGCCAUGCCCGCCACGUCACGGUUGUGUGGGUGGUCCGCAACGCGCACUACGCUGCCGACGUGCUCGCGCGCGAGCUCGCACCAAAGCACACGCAUGGCAUCGAUAUCCAGGUCCAUGUUUCUCGCGAAGAGGGCGCCACGGCGUCCGACGUGAUUGACGAGCUGCCGACCGAUGUCGCCGCCGAGGUGGAGAGCGACGACGGCAGCAGCUCCAGCCCGCAGGAGAGCCCGGUGCACGAGAAGCCCGAGGGCGGCAAGGAGCGCGACAGCGACAGCGACGGCGAGGGACACUUGCGUAUCCGCUCCGGACGGCCAGUGAUGGACACGCUUGUCGGCCGCUCCGUCUCGCAGCUUAUCGGUGCUGAGCGCCUCGCCGUGCUCGGCUGUGGACCGGCCGGUAUGAUGGACGACCUGCGCCGCGCAGUGUCGACGCGGUACGGCUCCGGCGAGGGCCAGGUCAGCGGGUCGACAAUCGAGUACUUUGAGGAGGCGUUCAUGUGGUAA
Molecule: messenger RNA, 2276 nt
Organism: Vanrija pseudolonga
Lineage: Eukaryota; Fungi; Basidiomycota; Tremellomycetes; Trichosporonales; Trichosporonaceae
Product: Ferric/cupric reductase transmembrane component B
Exons: 3
Coding region: 9-2276 (755 amino acids)
Biological process (GO): intracellular iron ion homeostasis; copper ion import; iron ion transport
Cellular component (GO): plasma membrane
Molecular function (GO): ferric-chelate reductase activity
Source: RefSeq, a predicted model, not a curated record